AUGAGUGUGACUGACAGUCUGUCCUACUGCUCUCAGUCUGCUUGUGUUAGUCUGUCCUACUGCUCUCAGUCUGCUUGUGUUAGUCUGUCCUACUGCUCUCAGUCUGCUUGUGUUAGUCUGUCCUACUGCUCUCAGUCUGCUUGUGUUAAACUGUCCUACUGCUCUCAGUCUGCUUGUGUUAGUCUGUCCUACUGCUCUCAGUCUGCUUGUGUUAGUCUGUCCUACUGCCCUCAGUCUGCUUGUGUUAGUCUGUCCUACUGCCCUCAGUCUGCUUGUUCUGCUUGUGUUAGUCUGUCCUACUGCCCUCAGUCUGCUUGUGUUAGUCUGUCCUACUGCUCUCAGUCUGCUUGUGUUAGUCUGUCCUACUGCUCUCAGUCUGCUUGUGUUAGUCUGUCCUACUGCUCUCAGUCUGCUUGUGUUAGUCUGUCCUACUGCUCUCAGUCUGCUUGUGUUAGUCUGUCCUACUGCCCUCAGUCUGCUUGUGUUAGUCUGUCCUACUGCCCUCAGUCUGCUUGUGUUAGUCUGUCCUACUGCUCUGUCUGCUUGUGUUAG
Molecule: messenger RNA, 552 nt
Organism: Bombina bombina (fire-bellied toad)
Lineage: Eukaryota; Metazoa; Chordata; Amphibia; Anura; Bombinatoridae
Product: keratin-associated protein 10-6-like
Exons: 3
Coding region: 1-552 (183 amino acids)
Source: RefSeq, a predicted model, not a curated record